UUACAAGAGCAAGUACUGGACAGCAGAAGGCAGCAUCUCUUAGAAAAAGAAAAAUACCAACAUCAAUUGACACAAGUAACAGAAUUUACUUACGCUGAAUGUACGGAACGUGAAGACAACACAGCAACAACUUUUAGCACCUGUCCAUUGUCCCCUUCUAUUUUUUGGUCCUCUAACUGUGCACAGUUUUCAGAAGAAAAUUUCAGUGCAAAACUACUGGGUGACCCUUGGGAGCAGACUUAUGAAGAUAAGCUAAAGAAACAGUCAAGAACUAUUUCUGAGCAAGACCCUUGGAUUUCAAAUCACUCAAGCCAAUGUAUUUUCAGGAAGUCUGACACAGAGCCUCAGGAUCUACUUACGCCAUCGCACAGGCUAGACUAUAUGAAUUCUGCCAGGAAAGACCCAGUGAUAAUGGCCAGUAAAGAAUCAGAAAGCACAGAAGGAAUAAAAGAACUAUUGUUUGGUGUCAUGAAAGAAACUGCAGACCUGAGAGUUCCUCAAGAUGAAACUGAUUGUCCUUUUCUGGCCCUGUUUGGAGAUGAGAGCCAACCAAUCUAUAAUAAUGCUUCCACAAAGCAUUGUCAUCCUUUUGUUAACCAAGACACUGCUCCCGUUUUUCUCAUUGAUCCCGGUGAUAGAAAUCAAAUGACCAACAGAAACUGCACAUACAAUGGUGGAGAGGCUCAUCCUGCAAUUCAUGCAAGAAAAAAUUCCGUAGACAGACACCGUAAAGGGCUUCUCACAGCUCCAGAACAGGUUUUAUGUGAAAACAACAACGCACCAUUUGCAAACUACAAGAGAAACAGCCUUCAUAAAACCCACCUUCAGGGCUGUCAUGAUGGACAGCUGUACUUAAUAUCGCCUGGGAGCAAAGAGAAACCUUCAACAUCUGAAAGAAGUGAAACAUAUGGUUAUUAUCGUGAUCAGCAGAUUAAUUUAAAGGAGAACAUGCAGAACCAUUCAAGAAAUAAAAGAGAUGAACCUGCGAAAGAAUCGAUCUGGAAACAGACCCAGCUUUUUGAAUUAGAAGAGGUAACUUUUUAUAAACGUUUUUGCAUUACCUACUACCAGAGUGUUUACAUCAUUCGUUUAGAGUAGAAAAGAAGUAUCCAGAACAGUUAGAAAUUGAAAUUACUUUAUCUGAAUUUACGUUUGUGGAAUCUCCUUUUCUUUGUUGCUUUAUAUGGAAAGUCCAGAAAGAACAAUUUCUAGUUAAAUGGUUCAGUCUUUUAGUCUUUUAGGUCCAUAAUAGUCUGAUUCACAUGCAAGCUGAUGCCUGAAAUACAUCUUACAAGGUACUCUUUACCCCACUUUAUGAUUCUGAGGCAGUGUCCAAAGACUGUAUGGAGGAUAUUUCAGUAUUGUAAUGAAGUUUUCUGCCAGUAUAUACAUAAAAUCUCCUGUAGAUGUUUUGCCCACAGCUGUACUGCUCAGGGGUUUUGUAUUCCUUAACACAGUUUGCAGUGAACUCAAGGUGUACUCCUUCGUGUAGUAGAGAAACUGAAUGUUCUUCACUUAAUUAACCUGGGGCACUGAUCCUGCUCACUCAUUAUUAAUGCUUGUUUUUGAAAGUUUGCAAAAGCACAGCGGGAAGAGUACAACUCUGGAGUGAGUUCAAACCCUCACAGGAUGGAGCAGGGUUAGUAUCAUUUGGAUACCAUUAGGUACACAUCAGAUUUUUUCUCUACUUAUGAAAAUGAAACUUACUUUUAAAUCCAGGGAAAAGUAUGUUCAACUUUUUAGGAUGUUACAUUUUAUGAGCACUUCUAUUUUUAUUCACUAGCAUUACCAGGUAGCUAAGUAUUCACUUUCCCUUGAAGAGAUAAAUUCAGAUUAACUUAUGUCUGGUGAGUGUUAUCCACGUGUUUUUCAUUUGGGCCCCUUAAACUGCUAAGCCAGCUCUGAAAGUAGGGGGAGCUGCAAACAAACAAACUAACAAAUAAAUAAUAAUUCACCAGUGAGAUCAGGUGUGUGUUUGUCUGAACACCAUUUCUCAUGUUUAUGAACACUGGCAUCUUGGAACAGUACGUAGCUGUAUGGGUCAGCUGUUCCAGCUGCAGCUCAGAACAGAUCUCCCAGGAGCCUCCCAGACAAAACACAGCCUAAAGCCCAUAUAGUUUGUAUGGUAGCCAAUACGUGCAGGGAUUUUGCCAUAUUCUCUCCCUACCUCUGUCCUGCAGAACCUCUUGGGUAGCACAGCUUUGUUGCUAGUGCAGGCUGACAGCACAGCUGGAGCUUUGGGACACCCAUCUCACACAUUCAGUCAUGAUAAUUUGUCUUGAGAGGAGGAGAACUGGGUAUUACCAUAACCCAAUUUGACUUUGCUAACACUUUGUUCUUUAAAUGAUAUCUUAAAACUGCUUCAGAAGUAGUGAUCACGCUCAAUUUUGCAUGCUAUAAUUGGGAGCUGGAUGUUUGGGAAAUAUUUAGUAACUUUUCCUUCUGCUGGAGCUCAUUUUUCAGAUGUGGAGUCACCACUCAGCAGCCCAUCUCCCAGUUACUCUCCAAGACAGACAGAAAGCUGCCUCAGCUCCAGUCCUGACGUGUCUGAAGAGGAAGAUGCAGCCAGAAAGAAGAAAUAUGUGGACAAGCAGCACCUCCAGGCAGACAAUGUCAACCUCAUCUCAGCCUCUGAAAGCACAGAGCCCCUCAGGGCUUCUCAUAAUGGAGCUGUGCCUCCCCAGCCCGCCAGCAGUCAGGCUAUGCAGGGAGACGGCCAUCUUCAGCAGAAACACUGCAUUGCACACAGCAGAGAGGGAAAGAAAGAGCGCGCCGCUCCACGGGAGGGCAGCUUGGUGCCCCAAACCCGUAAGAAAGCACAAGUGGUGCAGAGCGCGAGGUGCGAUGUUUGGGUGCAGACCGAGAGCUCUGGCCCGCAGGCAGGGAAAGUGGAUGCGGCCACGCAGUGUGACCCCACGCGGGUGUGCAGCUGUGGGCGCUCCCUGCCCGCUGCCCGCAGCCCGCAGGGGCUGCAUCCUCCCGGCACCGCUGGAGGGCACAAAACGCCUGAGCAUGAGGCACUGCCGCCCGCACGCAGCUCGGCGGGGACGGCAGCGCUCUCCUCUGAAGCCCGGUACCUCGCUUUGGCUGACGGAAGAACGCUAGACAUUCUGAGCUACAUUGAUACAAUGAAGGGGAGAGAAGACCAGCUGAUACGGCAUGGAAAGAAACAGAAAGAGUGCUUCCAAAUUUUGUCCUGUUCCCAGUAGGUUUCAUUUAACAGGUGUAUUUUGGUUUUUCUAACCUGACUUGAAAAACUAUCGUUUGUAGUCUGUUCAUUCAUAAACUACGGAUCUCUGUCUAUCAACUGCCAUCUCUGACUUUCUGUAGAUCUCAAACUGACAGCAUAGGAUCAAUUUUAUGAUAGCUUAAUAAACAUAAACUUUAGGAACUAGAUUUGCUUUCCCACUUGUAGGGUUCUGGAGUUUGAAGGUGACUUUGCUUCUUUUGAAAGGAGAGGAAAGAUUCCAUUUCACUUCAAGGCACAUCUGAUGUGACUUAAUUCUCACCCAUUUUAAGAGGCAAAGCAGUCUUUGGUUUGUACCAAAUAUCAAAAUGGAAAUAUGAAAAUGAAACAGAAAGCACACAGCAGCACACAUAAAGUCAAAUGCAAUUUUGAAAGAACUAAUUUAUUCAUUUUUAACAAAAAAAAAAUCCCACCAAAGCCAAACAAAAAUGUCAGCAGAAAGAUUUAAACUUCUUCCCACAGCACAUCUAUGGAUUCGUUCUCUGACUUCUAACACUGACAAAUAUUUUAUGUGUUUCUAUGU
Messenger RNA from Tympanuchus pallidicinctus (lesser prairie-chicken), 3770 nucleotides. RefSeq lists its product as uncharacterized. The coding region runs from base 382 to 1098 and encodes 238 amino acids. The record is from RefSeq and is a predicted model, not a curated record. Lineage: Eukaryota; Metazoa; Chordata; Aves; Galliformes; Phasianidae. The transcript has 7 exons.